AUGGCCCGUUCCAUCGUGCUGACCGCCGCGGUGUUGCUCUGCUCCGGUGCUCUUUUCAGCGCCUUCGUGCCAGCUGCUCGCCCGGUCGUGUCGGCGCCGAAAGUCUCCGGAACGACGGCAGCAGUGACCACAGCCUUGAUCGCCCCACAGGCUGCCUUUGCUGAUGAGGGGGCGGUGUGGAUUCCGGCCCUUUCGGCCAUCGGGGCCGGCUUUGCAAUUGGCUUGGCC
This is a messenger RNA of Symbiodinium necroappetens, 228 nucleotides long. The record is from the annotation of a GenBank genome assembly. NCBI's taxonomy places the organism in Eukaryota, Dinophyceae, Suessiales, Symbiodiniaceae.